Molecule: messenger RNA, 4289 nt
Organism: Drosophila obscura
Lineage: Eukaryota; Metazoa; Arthropoda; Insecta; Diptera; Drosophilidae
Gene: Hmgcr
Product: 3-hydroxy-3-methylglutaryl-coenzyme A reductase
Exons: 6
Coding region: 782-3544 (920 amino acids)
Biological process (GO): isoprenoid biosynthetic process; sterol biosynthetic process; coenzyme A metabolic process
Cellular component (GO): endoplasmic reticulum membrane; peroxisomal membrane
Molecular function (GO): NADP binding; hydroxymethylglutaryl-CoA reductase (NADPH) activity; protein binding
Source: RefSeq, a predicted model, not a curated record
UGAUAACAUAUGAUUUUUGUUCGCGGCAGACACUGCACUUGUCCCUUCCCGAUAUAGUUAUAAUUGUGGGCCAAAAGAAAAACACGCAGCAGAUAGUUCAAGUGCAGCCAUCCAAACAGUUGGUCAAUGAAAAGUCAGUGCUAAUCGCGACGCCCCGCCAUCCCCCCGCUCUUAUUCAUUGAUCUAUUUCCGAGCUGAAAGAAGUACGUACGCGUCGCAGAAACAACAACAAAGAGCCCGUGACCGUCGCGGCGUAACAAUUUUUUAUAUAAACAAAAUAGGAAUCGAAAUCACAUUUGCACACACCUGUGAACCACACAAAAGCCAACGAAAGUGCCACAAUUGGUUGUGUUAUAUAAAUGUAAUCCGUAAAUUACCAAUAUCGAACCCCCAAUUAUGUUGAUUUGUUUCCGAAAAGUGCACAAGAUAAGCAGAACUACUACCACUACGACAACUACUAGCACUCGGUGCCAUUAACAUAGUUCUAUUCUGAGAAUCCGACAACGCGUGCAAAGAAGAGUAGCCAAAAAAUACAAAUACAAAAAAAAAAAAACUAGUUGUUGCCAACCGGGAGUACGCUCUUCCGCCGCCACUCUUCCAACCAGUUUCUUUGGGGGCUCAUCCUUCUUCAACUUCAUUUGCAUUUCCUUUGUGGAUUACCGCGGCGUGUGUGUGUGUGCGCACGGACCAGUCCCUGAGAGCAGACGUCAUCCAGAAAGCAAGCCUGCCAGGAUUGGCCCGAUCUGGACGAGAUUUGGAUAGAGGUUCCGCUUCGCCCACAAUGAUUGGACGUUUGUUUCGCGCCCAUGGCGAGUUCUGUGCCUCGCAUCCCUGGGAGGUGAUUGUCGCCCUGCUGACCAUCACGGCCUGCAUGCUGACGGUGGACAAGAACAACACGUUGGACACGAGCAGCGGCCUGGGCACAGCCACCGCCACGGCAGCGGGUCCGGCUGCUGCGGCCGCAACUGCUGCUUCGGGUGCAGCCGCACCAGGCACAGCCAUACCCAUGGAUAUGCCAGCCACUGCAUCGGCCACAUCGAGCCGACACAGGCCCUGCCAUGGCUGGAGUCAGUCCUGUGAUGGUCUCGAGGCGGAAUACAAUGCCGCCGAUGUCAUUCUGAUGACUGUGGUGCGCUGUACGGCGGUGCUUUAUUGCUAUUAUCAGUUCUGCAGCCUCCAUCGCAUGGGCUCCAAAUAUGUGUUGGGCAUUGCUGGUCUCUUUACGGUCUUCUCCAGCUUCAUUUUCACCACGGCCAUCAUCAAGUUUCUGGGCAGCGAUAUAUCCGAUCUGAAGGAUGCUCUGUUCUUCCUGCUGCUGGUCAUCGAUCUGUCCAACUCGGGGCGACUGGCCCAGCUGGCACUGUCCGGGAACAACCAAGCGGAGGUCACACAGAAUAUUGCCCGAGGGCUGGAGCUGCUGGGACCGGCCAUCUCGCUGGACACCAUUGUGGAGGCGCUGCUGGUGGGCGUGGGCACGCUCUCUGGCGUGCAGCGACUGGAGGUGCUCUGCAUGUUCGCGGUGCUCUCGGUGCUGGUCAACUAUGUCGUCUUUAUGACCUUCUAUCCGGCCUGCCUGUCGCUGAUCUUUGAUCUGUCACGCUCGGGCGUGGACAUGUCCGUGGUGCGGGAGAAGGCCAAGGGUUCGCUGCUGCUGAAAUCCCUCACCGAGGAGGAACAAAAGGCGAAUCCGGUGCUGCAGCGGGUCAAGCUGAUCAUGACCACGGGCCUGAUGAUCGUACACAUCUACAGUCGCGUUGUCUUCUCCAGCAGCGACUACGAUGCGGUGGACAAGACGCUCUCGCCCACGCUCAAUCUGAAUGUGAGCAACAAUCGCACGGAAUCCGGCGAGAUUACGGACAUAAUCAUCAAGUGGCUGACCAUGAGUGCCGAUCACAUAGUCAUUUCCAUUGUUCUGAUCGCUUUGGUCAUCAAAUUCAUUUGCUUCGACAAUCGUGACCCAUUGCCGGAUCAGCUGCGUCCCGCCAGCACAGUGGAGACCCAAACAACGCCCAUGGAGUCAGCAGCAGCAGCAGUUGCUCCACUGCCCGUGCGUGCGCCCCUCUUCACCAUCGAGGAGCAGAGCUCGGCCAAUGCAUCGACACAAACAGAUCUGCUGCCCCAGACACGCAAGCGACUGGCGUCACAUGCCAGCCAGAGGCCGGCGCGUCCUGUGCAGGAAUGCCUGGAGAUAUUGAACUCCAGCGAGGAGGGCAAUGGGCCCAGUGCCCUCAGCGACGAGGAGAUCAUUGCCAUGAUACAGGCUGGCGGACAGGCCGCUGUCAACUGCCCGCUCUACAAGAUCGAAUCGGUGCUGGAUGACCUCGAGCGGGGAGUGCGCAUUCGUCGCAGGAUAAUAGCGGCCCGUGCCAAGCUGCCCGUCGAGCGGCUGGAUAUGCUGCCGUAUCAGCACUUUGACUACCGCCGGGUCCUGAAUGCCUGCUGCGAGAAUGUGCUGGGCUACGUGCCCAUACCCGUGGGCUACGCGGGUCCUUUGAUACUCGAUGGCGAGAGCUACUACGUGCCAAUGGCCACCACAGAGGGCGCCCUGGUGGCCUCCACCAAUCGCGGCUGCAAGGCUCUGUCCGUGACUGGGGUGCGCUCCGUCGUCGAGGAUGUGGGCAUGACCCGGGCGCCGUGCGUGCGCUUCCCCAGCGUGGCCCGGGCGUCGGAGGCCAAGCUGUGGAUCGAGGAUGAGGUCAAUUAUAAGGUGAUCAAGCUGGAAUUCGAUUCGACGUCUCGGUUUGGUCGCCUCAAGGACUGUCACAUUGCCAUGGAUGGCCCGCAGCUGUACAUCCGCUUUGUGGCGCUCACUGGCGAUGCCAUGGGCAUGAACAUGGUCUCCAAGGGGGCGGAGAUGGCGCUGCGUCGCAUCAAGCGACAGUUUCCGGACAUGCAGAUCAUCUCGCUGAGCGGCAACUUCUGCUGCGACAAGAAGCCGGCGGCCAUCAACUGGAUCAAGGGUCGGGGCAAGCGUGUGGUCACCGAGUGCACCAUUUCGGCGGCCACCCUGCGCUCUGUGCUGAAGACGGACGCCAAGACACUCGUGGAGUGCAACAAACUGAAGAAUAUGGGCGGCAGUGCGAUGGCCGGCACCAUUGGUGGCAAUAAUGCGCAUGCCGCCAAUAUGGUAACCGCCGUCUUCUUGGCCACCGGCCAGGAUCCCGCCCAGAAUGUUACCUCCAGCAACUGCUCCACCGCGAUGGAGUGCUGGGUGGAGAACAACGAGCAUCUGUAUAUCACCUGCACCAUGCCAUCGCUGGAGGUGGGCACUGUGGGCGGCGGCACGGGGCUGCCGGGACAAAGUGCCUGCCUGGAGAUGCUCGGUGUGCGCGGCGCACAUCCCACACAUCCCGGUGACAAUGCCAAGAAGCUGGCGCAGAUUGUCUGCGCCACUGUGAUGGCCGGGGAACUGAGUCUGAUGGCCGCUCUGGUCAACAGCGAUCUAGUCAAGAGUCACAUGAGGCAUAAUCGAUCCUCCAUUGCCGUGAGCAGCGCGAAUAAUCCAUUGAACGUGACCGUUUCCAGUUGCAGCACAAUCAGCUAAGAUUGGGUUCAGGACGGGCGACACGCCCCACUCCUCGCCUCUCCUUGUACAUUUCUCUUUAGGUGUUAUUACAAAACAAAAAAAUAUGGUUAAAUGUUUCCACAUUGAUGAUGAUUAAUAACCAACCAGCACAUACAUUGGCCAGGCCAAGAAAGCCGCAGCAGCAGCUACAGCAGCUGCAGCAGGGAAGUCUGAAGAGUCUUCGCGUCUCCUCUCCGUGUGCGCUCUUCGUUGUUAUAGCUACUACUAUAUCUCUACUUCCAUUUAGAUUGUAUAAUUCAUCAUAACGAUAAUAAUAUUUUUCUACCUAUUAUAAAUGAAAGAAAAGCAGAAAGCAGCCAGCAGCCAGCAAAUAUCAAAGACAAUUAUAAUAAUAAGAUGCGUAACGACAAAGGCCAGAAUAGUUGGUAUGCAGUGGAAGUUUCUUAACUUUGAGAGCGUACAAAUGUAAAAUCUGGAGCCCGAAGACGUUUCGCAUCUUACUAUUUAUAUUGUCUUUGGGCAAAUGUAGUUCUGCAGAGAUCAGAUCGUACUCCAGACAAUGCGAUUGUCUUUGAAUAAAAGCAAAAAGCGUAUUCCUUAAGCGAAUAAUUAGUAAAUAGGGUUUUUGAAUAGUGGACUAAAUCAAACAGAAACAAAACAAAAAACAAAACGAAAAUUUAAUUAGAGCAAAUGUUAUGAAUCGUUUUCUUCUACUCUCCUUUUCUCUCGGUUUUAACAAAUUUUUUAAACGAAACAAAACAAA